Rhinichthys klamathensis goyatoka is the source of this 1465-nucleotide messenger RNA. It is a transcript of the gene cnbpa, whose product is annotated as CCHC-type zinc finger, nucleic acid binding protein a. Gene Ontology annotation, biological process: positive regulation of cytoplasmic translation. The transcript is spliced from 5 exons. Bases 111 to 605 code for a protein of 164 amino acids. Gene Ontology annotation, molecular function: translation regulator activity; single-stranded RNA binding; zinc ion binding. Gene Ontology annotation, cellular component: cytoplasm. Lineage: Eukaryota; Metazoa; Chordata; Actinopteri; Cypriniformes; Leuciscidae. The record is from RefSeq and is a predicted model, not a curated record.
AGGUCUUAUUGGCUACUGUAUCUGUCGCUCAGCGCAUUCAUGCGCAGUGCUGAAGGGAGGAGUAAACAGCAGUGAGUCACAGCUAACAGGCUAGUGUUCUGUUAUAGAGAAUGGACAUGAGUACCAGCGAGUGCUUUGGAUGCGGCCGCUCCGGACACUGGAUCAAGAACUGUCCCAACGCGGGCCGGGGCCGUGGCCGGGGUCGGGGCCGAGGAAAGGUAGAUCUGUUCUGUUACCGGUGUGGAGAGCAGGGUCACAUCGCCAGGGAUUGUGAGCAGACCGAGGAUGCAUGCUACAACUGCCACAGGAGUGGGCAUAUUUCCAGAGACUGUAAAGAGCCCAAAAAGGAGCGGGAGCAGUGCUGCUAUAACUGCGGGAAAGCCGGUCACGUGGCCCGCGACUGUGACCACGCCAACGAGCAGAAGUGCUACUCCUGCGGGGGCUUCGGACACAUCCAGAAGCUGUGUGACAAGGUCAAGUGUUACCGGUGUGGCGAGAUCGGGCACGUGGCGGUGCAGUGCAGCAAGGCCACGGAGGUGAACUGCUACAACUGUGGGAAGACCGGUCACCUGGCCCGAGAGUGCACCAUCGAAGCGUCCGCGUAACUCCUCCUCGACGCCCCUCCUUUCCUGAUUGAUGGUUGUUUCUCUUCUCUAAAUCCUCUUCAUUGGCCAACGCCUGGCAAACAGAGGCCUCUCCAGGCCCGUGAGCAGCUUUGAGUUGUGUUUUUCCUUUGUUAUAAAGAAGAGGGGUAAAAAAAAAUCAUAUUGCGUUUAAAUGAGAUGUUUAUUUAGGUAGGUAGAGGUGCACCGCAUGACGCUUGGUUAAAGAGCCCUUUCCAUGCGCUGGUGAGCGGAUCCGCGACCGGACGUCGUGCGCACGGGACCUCUGGGAUCACGCAGAUGAAGCUUAGAUGAAAUAAGAGAAGUCAGGUGAAGGCUCAACUCGGCCGUUUUGUUUUAUUUUUGGUGGUUAUAUGGAGAAAAGUGUAAGCUGGCUUAAGAGGACAGACAAACCAUGUUCAUCGAUCGCAGGAGCUCCAUUACGGCUAGUGUCUCGACUAUGAAAGGUUAUAUUGGUAUUUUGGAUUAAUUUGAAUAUCAGAAGUCAUUUUUUUUUUUUUUUUUUUUGCAUUUUUUUUGCAUUUUUAUUUUGUUUGACGUUUUUCUAAAGUCAUGUUUGCAGGUUCAUCAAACGAUGCUUGUUAAUGCUGGAAGUUAUAGAGUAAUUUUAGUCCUUUCUACCUUUAAAUUAUCCGGAACAAUAAAGAGACACGUGGAAUUAGCAACAAUUUGCAAAAAGAAUGUUUUCACAGAAAUCAGAUAUUUUUGUACAAUAUCACUUGGACUACUGUAAGAAUAUCAGUGCUUGUACUCAGUUUUUAAGUCGGAGGAAAUUGCAACUUAAGUCCUAGAGCAUAGAUGUGUAAUUUUAAACUGUCAAUAAAGCUGGAGGAGGAUGGGGA